GCAAGGUCCCGCAAGUACGUAAUAUGCUGAAUCCCGGUCAUCACUAGUCCCGUGAUGAAUAAUCCUAGCCCUCGUGAUGCAUGAUGAAUUCAUCACUUUAAUCACGAUUCAUCACGAUUCAUCAACAGUCAUCAGAGAUUCAUCACUCAUCGCCGAUUCAUCACUUGUUCAUCACAUUCAUCACCCUUGUGAUGAAUUCAUCACCCAUUCAUCACAUUCAUCACCAUUCAUCACCAUUUUCAUCACCACUUUCAACACGACUUUCAACACUGCCAACACUCUCUGUAAGCAAGCAACAAGCUCUCAACAGACAACAGAAGGAUGCCAGGCAAUCAACCCGAGGCGACAUGGAGGAAUAGCGACACGAAGGAGAUGCUACGAGAGGCUAUCCUUCGCGGCGAUUUGCACGAGGAAUCAGAUUUGCAUCAGCUUUACACAAGCAAUGCUCUGUACUACAAAUGGCCUUGGGCUCAAUUCAAACGAAAUACAAGCAGCCUGAUUACUUCGAUUAAGAGUGGCAAGCAAGGCAUCAAGUGGAAAGGUAGCAAAGGGCGUGCUUUGCUCAAAGAACAAAUCAUUGCCGGAAUUGUGCAUGAGAUGUCCGACCCAGAACAAGUCCAUGCUGGCCGAGAUGAAUUCAAAAUAUUCCCAAUCAACAGUUUCAAAACAAACAUGGGAAACCUGUUGGAUCAAAUUAUCACUCAGUUUGAACGUUUGGAGGUUGAUACAGAAGCUUAUGGCCAUGAUAUGGCCAUCAUUUUGGAGAGGAGGAAGAACAAUCCACUCGAGAAGAGACCAUGGCAUAGAUCCCCUUGUCCAUCUUUGUUGGAGAAAGACGUGAAGGAUGGGAAGCAUUUGGAAAUUGAUCCAGAGACCGGAAAGAAAGUGAAGCCUGUUGUGUUGUAUCAAUCAAGGCUUGAGUACAGAGAGUUUUCUCAAAAGGUUUUUCGUAACCAUCUUUAUCAAGAAGUCGAUAAGAGGGCAAAGCAACAGCUUCGCAUGGACAAGAAAAAGACAAGAGUGCCUAUGGCUGAUCGCUAUCAGGUUAGUGGAGAUAAACGGCAUCUUCUCGACAGAGUUGACUAAGCACACAAUCAGCUCUUUACUUGGUUUAAUAAGCUUUGAUUAGAAAC
Seminavis robusta is the source of this 1133-nucleotide messenger RNA. The record is from the annotation of a GenBank genome assembly. Lineage: Eukaryota; Bacillariophyta; Bacillariophyceae; Naviculales; Naviculaceae.